This is a messenger RNA of Amblyraja radiata (thorny skate), 1957 nucleotides long. It is a transcript of the gene dcaf13, whose product is annotated as ddb1 and cul4 associated factor 13. Lineage: Eukaryota; Metazoa; Chordata; Chondrichthyes; Rajiformes; Rajidae. The transcript is spliced from 11 exons. Gene Ontology annotation, cellular component: small-subunit processome; nucleolus. The record is from RefSeq and is a predicted model, not a curated record. Gene Ontology annotation, molecular function: protein binding. Bases 124 to 1461 code for a protein of 445 amino acids. Gene Ontology annotation, biological process: maturation of SSU-rRNA from tricistronic rRNA transcript (SSU-rRNA, 5.8S rRNA, LSU-rRNA).
GACGUCAUUGCGAUCACGCCGCCCACGUGACCCGCCGCGCAGGGGCCCUUCCUCCGCGUUGCCCGCGAGAGCAGGGGAGACGUUUUAAUUUGAAAGCGGCUCGGGUUCGCACGGGGCUUCAAGAUGAAGGUGAAAAUGUUGUGCAGAAAUCCGGAUGACUACGUUAGAGAGACGAAACUAGACAUUCAGCGAGUUCCAAGGAAUUAUGAUCCUGCAUUGCAUCCAUUUGAGGUACCUCGGGAAUACACCAGAGCACUGAAUGCCACCAAACUGGAGCGUGUCUUUGCCAAGCCAUUCGUAGCAUCACUUGAUGGUCACAGAGAUGGCGUGCACUGUAUGGCUAAGCAUUUUAAGAGUUUAUCCACAAUAAUCUCUGGGGCUUGCAAUGGUGAGAUCAAAGUUUGGAACUUGAUGAAGCGUGAAUGCAUCCGUACAGUGCAAGCGCACACAGGUUUUGUCAGAGGCAUCUGUUCUAGAUUCUGUGGUACAUCAUUUUUUACAGUCGGUGAUGAUAAGACCAUCAAACAGUGGAAAAUGGAGAGUCCCGCAUUUAAUGAGGAAGAAGAGCCAAUGCACAUGAUUCUAGGCAAGACUGUUUAUACAGGAAUUGAUCACCAUUGGAAAGAUGGUGUAUUUGCAACAUGUGGACAGCAGGUGGAUAUCUGGGAUGAACAGAGGACUAGCCCAAUUCGCUCUUUUACGUGGAGUGUGGACAGUAUCAGCAGUGUUAAAUUUAACCCAAUAGAGACACACCUUCUUGCCAGCUGUGCUUCUGACAGAAAUAUCGUUCUGUAUGAUAUGAGACAGGCAGCUCCUUUGAAAAAGGUUAUCAUGGACCUGCGGACUAAUGCCGUUUGUUGGAACCCUUUGGAAGCUUUUAUUUUUACUGGAGCGAAUGAGGAUUACAACUUAUAUACCUUUGACAUGCGCUACCUUGAUACGCCUCUAAUGGUGCAUAGGGAUCAUGUGUCGGCAGUACUGGAUGUAGAUUACUCUCCAACAGGAACAGAGUUUGUUUCAGCGAGUUUUGAUAAAUCUAUUCGUAUUUUCCCUGCAGACAAAGGGCAUAGCAGGGAGGUGUACCAUACAAAACGUAUGCAACAUGUGAUGUGUGUAAAAUGGUCUUCUGAUAGUAAAUACAUACUUUGUGGUUCUGAUGAAAUGAAUAUCCGUUUGUGGAAGGCUAAUGCUUCAGAAAAACUUGGUGUGCUUAUGCCAAGAGAGAAGGCUGCUCUGAACUACAAUCAAAAGCUUAAAGAAAAAUUCCAGCAUCAUCCUCAGAUCAAACGGAUAGCUCGUCACCGGCAUUUGCCUAAACUGAUUUAUAGCCAGUCCAAGGAACUCCGUAUCAUGAGGGAAGCACAACGCAGAAAAGAACUGAACCGUCGCAAGCACAGCAAACCAGGAUCUGUACCAUUUGUUACAGAGAGGAAGAAGCAUAUUGUGGCUGUGGUGAAAUAGCUAUUCUGCCUCUACAUUAUAUAUUAAUUAUUGCACAGAAUUUGAUCAAGGAAAAACAUUUGUAAUAAUAUAACAUUUUGUAUUUUACAUGUUUUCAUGGAUAUUUACUUAUCUAAAAAUAAUGCAUCAUUUCCAUUCACAUUGCAUGAAAUAAAAAUCACAUUCCCAUCUAAUAACAUAGAUAACAUCAACCUCGUUAAAUACUAAUCCCAUUCUUCGGAGGCAGUUUCUUAAUUCCAUAUUUUGAAGUAGUUCAAAAAUGAUUGUAUUCUAAAAAUUACCUUGUAGAAAUGUGAGUUUCUACAAUCAUAACUAGACAAACUUCAUGAUUUCUGAGUAAAGAUAAAUGAAAACAUGUAAGUAAAGUAUCUGAUUCUUAUUCCCAUUCUGUUUUAUUAAAUUGAUCAUUCAAGCUUUUGAGUGGUUAUUUCAAAUUGCCAUGUGAUUACAACAUACAUUACAGGCACUAAUAAACAUAAAAGGACCAUUUACUGAA